Paramecium sonneborni is the source of this 668-nucleotide messenger RNA. The record is from the annotation of a GenBank genome assembly. Lineage: Eukaryota; Ciliophora; Oligohymenophorea; Peniculida; Parameciidae.
UAUGAUUAAGUCCAUUACAGAAUUGUGCUAUCAUGAAUUAUCGAAAUUAAUGCAAUCUAAUCAAAGUUUAUAAAGCAAAUCGAAUAUUACUUAUAAUGUAGUUCUGUUGAUGACCUAUGGCAUAGUUAGUAAUGAUAUCUAAUUGCGUUACCAAAAUUUAUAAUAACAGAUGAAAAUUACUAGAAGUCAUAACAUCAACCUAGUAUUGGAAAAUACGAUGUUUCUUAUAAAGUUCUUGAUACUCAUCGUUAUUAAGUCAAUUAUUGUAGUCCUAGAAUUGAUCAUAAAUCAAUAUAUGAAAUGCCAAAAUUAUUCAUAAUUGAUCCUUUAAACAAUUAAAUCAAAUAAUAUUCUAUAAAGAUAGCAAUUAUCUUUGUAAAAUAAGUUAGUAGAGAAUAGAUGUAUUUAAUUAUAGAAUAGUUUAAAUUUGAUAAAAGUAUGCGUGCUUCAAUUAGAAGAAAAAUUACUUUAAUUUAAAAAAGAAGUUUACUUAAAUUUCCAUUUAUUGAGGUUAAAGAAAAUCUUUUAUUAUAAUUCAAAGUUCAUGUUUACUUUAUAACUAUGAAAAAAUUCAGCAAAUUAAUAGAUAAUUUCAGUAUUUAUUCAUUUCUUAUUCAAGCCAAAAAUAUGGUAUUAAAAAAUCAGCUUUAAGAUUUUAAAGCCCUUGA